UAGCGAAUUGCCUUUUUAGCCGUCAGAAGGAUAAAUGUUCGCAUGUCAAAGCCAUGUGGUCACGAAAAGGAGUUCCAGCGACGAAGGGAGUCGUGCUAUUGGAUUCUAACUCCUGGAAUUAAGCUGCAGGGACCAGUGCUUCUUGCCUACAUCCAGCUGCUGUUUGUGGGUGAAAAAAGAAGAGAGAAGCAGAAGUGGACAUCCAAUCUCGACCAGACGGCAGUUGGCCUCCACACAUUAGAGAGGUACAGGGGGAAGUCAGACAGGGGAGUUGUUUCAGGACUGAUAGCACCAAUUACCACUGACUCCAAUUUCUGUGAAGAUAAUGAAGAGGAACCUCAGUCCUCGCAGUUUCAUCAAAGACUUAUGGACCUCACGGGAAUGGGGACCAGCUAGGAGCUCAGAUCCAGAGAGAGAUUUUCAGGCAGAGAUUGAGGUCAAGCUUGAAGACUACUCUGAACCUGAGACUGAAGACUGUGAUGAUUGGCUGGAGACCAGGGAAUAUCAAUCAGUGUUUCCUGCUUCAUCUGUGAAGACUGAAGAUGAUGAAGAGAUCCCUCAGUCAUCACAGCUUCGUCAAGCACAGACUGAAAAGAUGGAAACAGGAGCUGACGAAGAUGCCUGGAGAGGACCAGGACAAGCCAGGCACUCAAAUCCAGAGAGACAUUUUCAACCAGAGAUACAGAUCAAGAUUGAAGACUCCUCUGAAACUGAGAAUGACAACUUUAUAAACGAGAUGGGUUCGGCUGCAGACAUCCACUCUCAGGCAUGCUCCACUGUCGGGCUUCCUCCACUGUCUCCAUCUGUUUGCUUUGAGACAACAAUGCAUCAUUCUAUUGUGCCUUUUGGCACAGAGCCCGCGUUUGAACAAUGUAAAACUUGCUGCAGGCUUUUCCACUGCCCCAUGUGCCCUAAAUUUAAGCCUGCUAGAAGAAAAAAGCUUGAGAUGCACCUUAAAGUCCACUUAAAGAAUGCUGUUACGUUCCAAGAUAAAAGAAUAUGUAGGUGUAAUUUAAACUGCAGGGAUGCAGGACAUUUUCAUUGCCCUAUGUGUGACAAAACUAUCAUAAAAAAAAGAGACUUCGAGGUACAUCUGGAUUUUUGCCAAACUGCCCUACAAAAAACAUUGGCCUCAGUUGCUCCCCAGUCUGAGCUCAACUCAGACCCUGGUCUACCUGCACCUACUCCUGUUGCAUUGACUAUGUUCACCCAUGGCUCCUCUUCCCCAGCCCAACAAAGCUUAAAGUGCCCAGAGUCAACAGUCUCCCCCUCUCCAGAAACGGCUGCUUCUCCUCCCCAACAACAUGCCAUAUCCUCCUCUGUUGUCUCGACUCAGGAGAAUGAAAGGCCAGUACUGCUUUACAAAAGAGUCAAAUGUCCUCACUGCAAACUCAUUUUAUAUAAGAAAAACGUGAUCAAGCAUAUCCAGAGGAGACAUGAAGUCCAUUCAAAGAAAAUGAAAGCCCAUGAUGAUUUAAAGGGUGUCUGCGUAGAUGCAACAAACGGCAUAUCUGCUGUCCAGAAAGACAUCUUAGGCUCCUCUGAACCCAUUCAUGUCCAAAUGAAAACCUGGGGUCAUGUCCAUAAAGUACAGUGUGAGAUGGAGGAAUGCAGGCAGUUUCACCUAAUGGCUGUGAGAAGUGGAUUAACACUGAGGCACUGCGAACACAUCCGCUCACUGGACCACUGCACAGUAAUAGCUCAUGAAGAAUUUCUUCAGGGAGAAGUCUUGUCUGAAAUGGUGGCGUUAAAAGUGUUUAAUGAGGCGGCAAAGGCAGCCUGUCUGAAAAGACAAAGAAAAGCCCAGGCAUCCCAUGUACCUCUGUGUGUUCCAAUAUCCUUCCAAGAAAACCAAAAGAGGUUUUAUUUUUCUAUCCAUGAGCCAACUGUUAACCACUAUAGCCGCCUUGGGAGGGUCAUGGUGACUUACACUUUAGAAGACAACACAUGGCAUUGUCCCUGUGCCAAACCAAGAAUCUCAUGUGUGCACAAGAACAUCAGCAAAUGGCAUUUAUUCCAAACAAAGCAGGACAUGUUUGAAAUGGAGACCGCCAGUGCGGGUGCACCACAAGAGCACCAGGGUCCUGCCUAUCCACCAAUGGAUGAAGACUUAAGGCGGCUCGUGCAGUACAUAUAUAAACAUAAGAAGCUUCCAGCGAAACUCCCAGAUGACCUUGUGAAGCCAAAGGCCUUGAUCAACUAUCUAACCGAGUUGCAACCAACAGAAACGUUCUGUGCAAUCUGUCCUGGGUGUGUUCUUCUUGAGAAGCCUGCAAGGAUCACUAAGAAAGCCAAGAUAAUCACCAUGAGCGGUGUGAUUAAAAAUGUUUCAACCUAUUUCCGGUCUUGUCCAAAGUGCCACAUGGUCUACAGAUACCAAGAGUGGAAAGAUGGUCUUCACAACUUUGAUGAUCAUAUCCUGUUAAACCUCGACUUGUGCUUGUAUUUAAGACACAAUCUGCAGAACAAUGUGUCUGUGUCUCAGGUGAUGAGCUCACUGGAAAGCCUUAGGAAAGUAGAAUUUCCCUCUCCAGAGACCAUCCUCCAUGCCUACUGCCACUUCGAGGCGUUGACGAGCCAUGAGUAUUCUUUUUCGUGUGUCUGCUGCGGCUACUAUCCACCUGUAGUAAUGAUGGACCAGCACAAGAAAGGAGUCUCCCACUCACCUGUAAAUGAUGAAAUCAAAUCCUCUGAGAACUUCACUGGAGAAGUCAACGUUGAAGAGUUCUGGGAUUCUGUUCAGAUGGAGAUGAUCUCCCGUGGAUUUUUCCCAAGUCAGGCUAAAAACCCCUUUGCUUUAAAUCCUUGUUCUGAGCACUGGGGCCCAUGGAUUGGGAGGAAUACACGCAAAUCUGAGGUGGUGUUUAACACAGAGUCUGAAAAAGUCUCAAAGUUCUCCACUGAAGCAGAAGUCAGCAUGGUGUCAGAGGAGUUCUGUGUUGAUGAGCUCAUGAAGCAGAAGGCUUCACCUGAGAGAAACCUGCACAAGGUCUUCAUUUUGGAUACAAAGAGAUCAUCUGGUGGGUGGUCAGUGAUCCAGUGCCCUCAUGGUGUGGUCUACAGUUUAAAGUUCAGCUCAAGGCUGGACCCUCCAAGGGAUUUUGCAGAUCUUCUUCUGUCCUGGAAGCAUCUACCAAAUGUCUCGCUCUGUGAUUUUGCUCUGGACUUAGCGACUCAUGUCAACCUGCGUUCUCCAUCCUCACUGCCCUUCAAACCACAUGAUGGCAGACUGGCUGCAUCCACCGAAGAGAACAUCACAGCAGCACAGAAGAGAAAACUCAGAAUCUCUCUACCAUGGCUGAAUAAAAUGUCAAAAAAUCCUGAUGAGGAUGGACAUCCUCUCACUGGUUCCUCUGACCACUAUGCCUUGUAUGGCAAAUUCAACAAGGCCAACACCAAAGAUCCACAGGAGGUCUUAAGGGGCACCAGCCUUGUCCCUGAACUUCAAAGUUCAUUGAAUCGUGAGGCAGCCAAAGGGCUUCUUUCAAGCAUGCACAAAAACAGCUACUUCCUUAAUAGCAUGGCACCAUCGACCCACAUUUUCAUGAUGAGAAACCUUGUUCACCUCAGAAACAACGACACAAAUGCAAAGCUUUUGGAGGAAGUUCUACAGAGCGGAGAUGUGGCGCAUCGUUUGCAGGAUAUCACUCUGAACGACUUUGGACAAGCAGUUCUUGGUACAUAUGACAUCAAAGAAAUUGAUUUUGUUUUCAGUUAAUGCUUUGGUUAUAUAGUUAUGAUUUCUUGGAGCCAUAGGACCAGCACCUUUUGAGAAGUCUGUACAGCAACAGUCCCAUCAGCUGGGACAUCUCUGCAACCACAAGGACUUCCCUUUCACCAAAACAAAUGUGUAUUAGAAGUCUAAAACAGCAUGCCUUUGGCAGAACUAACGGCUCUAACGGCUGGAUUUUAUCAGCAAAUUGAAGUCAUUAAAAAAUGGGCAGUUGAUCUGACCAGGCCUGCUCAAUGGUUUUGAGUCCUUUGCUUGUUUAAAUCUGGCAAAAAAACAACUUUUUCCAUUAACCAUGCAACUCCUUUGUCCCUACCAUUUCCCCCCAUUUGCUUUCAAACAGGUUGGUUAUGAUCUCUUAACUCCUACAGAAUUGGGUACAUGGUGAAGUCAACUGAUUGAAGAUGGUAGAAGAGGAGUUGCAGAGGCUGUGCAGCAGUUUGGAAAAACAUUGGGUUUGAGGUUUAUUUUAGGCAUUUUUGUGCCUUUAUUUGAUAGAGGAGGACAGUGGGUAGAGUGGGAAACAGGGACGAGAGCCGGGGAGAGACAUGUGGUAAAGGGCCAGAUUCGAACCUGGGCUGUCUGCAUACAUGGGGCGUGCCUUAACCACUCGGCCACCUGCAUCCUUAAAAACACUGGGUAUAAGAAAACAAGAGAGGGCUUUGACAGAUAAAAUCAUGUUCACAUUUGCCUUAGAUCUGCAGGAGAUUCACUC
This is a messenger RNA of Cheilinus undulatus (humphead wrasse), 4445 nucleotides long. RefSeq lists its product as uncharacterized. The transcript is spliced from 12 exons. The record is from RefSeq and is a predicted model, not a curated record. Bases 326 to 3718 code for a protein of 1130 amino acids. NCBI's taxonomy places the organism in Eukaryota, Metazoa, Chordata, Actinopteri, Labriformes, Labridae.